UGGCCGCCGAGAAAGAUUGUUUACAACAACUCUUCGUCAAAAAGUUCAGCAAAAUGGUUCUCUCAUAUAGCGCCAUCGCAAAACCCACAGCGGACACUCCCAAGGUAAUCUCAAUGACUGCCUCCAAACAAGUCUUCCCCGAAGCUUUUGAGGCAUUACCGGCUCCUGCCGCUGAAGAGUCUCAAGAGCUAGAAUCUCAACCCGAAGCUCUUGCACAGGCGUCCAGUUCUACCAUCGAGGCCCCUAUUUCGAGCGAAGACCGAAAAGUCAUUCAGCAUUUGAUCCUUGAUGCUGGACCUCUGUUGUCUUUGACGCCGCUUCGCCAUCUCGCUACGAGCUUCCAUACGACCCCGAUGGUUCUUGCGGAACUGAGAGAUCCUAAAGCUAGGGAGCAUUGGGAGAGGCUUGCGUUGACUGGGGUCAAUGUCAAGGUCGAGUCACCUACUGCUGAAGCCAUGGCCCAGGUCACUGCUUUUGCGAAGAAGACUGGUGACUUUGCGGUACUUUCACAAACUGAUUUGUCCGUUGCCGCUUUGACUUAUCAGUAUGAAGUGAUGGUGAACGGUGUCAAGAGGAUUAGGACUGAGCCCCCUCAAGCGAAGAAGCCUAGUGCCAAGGGGAAGGAGAAGGAGAAGGACACCAAGCAGGCGGAAAAGAAAGAUGAGGAGGUCCAAGAGAACAAAAACGAAAAGGAAGGAAAGCCCGAGGAGGAGGAUGUUGAAGUGGAAGAGGCGAUUCAGUCUUUGAGCCAAAUUAUUAUUGAACCUUCAACGAAAAGCGAGCUUUCAGUAAAUGAUGUUUCCACCACCAACCGGUCCCAUACCCAGACCUCAGUCCCAGCUUCUGCCCAUGCAGAGGAUCCUGAAUCCGAGGGCGAAUGGAUCAACCCCACAAAUCUCAGCACCCAUCGGUCUCGAGAUCUGGGUCUUAUCACUCCUUCUGGAUCAACAGCCAAGCCUCCGGCCGUUGCAUGUAUGACCGGUGAUUAUGCUGUGCAGAAUAUAUUGUUGGGAAUGCGAUUGGGAUUGGUUGGCGAAGGCGGUAAAAAGAUUGGAAAGGUGAAGAGUUGGGUAUUAAGAUGCCAUGCCUGUUUUAAAGUUUGCAAGGAUCCUAGCAAACGAUUCUGUCCAUCAUGCGGCAAUGCUACGCUUCUUCGUACUUCCGUUUCAACAUCCGCUAAAACUGGUGAACAAAGAGUGCAUCUCAAGCAGAACUUCCAAUACCGCACUAGAGGUACCAUCUAUUCCAUCCCGGACCCUAAGAUGGGCAGAGCCAAGGGUCAGCAAAAGGGGGGAAGCGGCUUAAUUUUGAGAGAAGAUCAGAGGGAAUGGCAGGAUGCAAUGAGGGGAGAUAGAAUUAAAAAGGAGAAAGAAGAAAGGAAGGCGGCUAAGGGCGCUUUGGAAGGUUGGAAUGACCCUGACUGGUUGCCCGAGAUGAUCACAGUAGGUAUGUCCGGAAAGGGUCGCUCUGGUGGACAUAACAUGCCUUCAAUUGGCCACGGGCGUAAGAACCCUAACCAAGCAAAGAGACGACGAUGAAUGGUGUGUCUGCCAAGCGGGUUUGUAGUGUAUAGACCGAUAGAUUUGCGUAUAUUCUCGCUGAUGGACGACACUUUCCAUGUAUCAAUGAAUGACAAUCUCCAAGCUUCUGUGUCGAUAUCGGGGCACUGUGACAAUUGCCUGAUCAGAUGAUGAAGCGCGCCAGUUCAUGUUGGUAAUGAGUCUGUCGACAUGUUCUCUGACUUAGUCCCAGCCGCCCCAGAUACUUAUAUGCUCAUGCAUAGCACUGGCCGGUGUCGCUCCAUGCCUGCUAUGACCGUAGUCUUCAGCGUCAUGUUCAUUUCCGUCAUCGCAGCCAUUUACUACACUUCCCACCACUACGCCCCAGCAGCCAGGAUUGAGGAGUUACCGGACAACGAGACUGCUGUCACCACGCGAUCAAAGAAUUACUGCCAUGUCUCAACGACCAACUCACCAACCCAGGACAUCCCAGCAAUUUGCCACCAGCCAAAAACAAAAAGCGAUGGACGUCCCGAAGCGUGUCAAGUUGGAAGAGCUUCAAAGAAAGGUGCCCAAUCUUUGGUCAUCAAAGAAGAAACUAAGUUAGAUCAAGCGGCAUCAAUAUGGCCCUUCACCAUACUCUAAGACACAGACGCUUAAAGCUAGUAUUGCAAAGAAGGGAAAUAAGGAUGAUAAUUUAUAGAGCACGUCUGGGGGAACAUACAAAGUCGAUAAAGGCAGUAGCCCGGCUAGGGAAAAAAAAUGAACAUAGGCUGUCGAUCGACAGAAUAGGGUAAUAAUAAUACCGGUUAUCAGGCAAUCCGUGCGACGGAUAUCCAUACCUACCCUUCCCACGAAUAAGGCUUCAACUCUCGUAUAUUGCAAUACUUGUUCUCCGGAAACAGAUAGCAUUGUCAACCUGUCAUCCACCAGAUCUUUCAAUCAUGGGCGGAAAGAGGCCAAAAGAAAGAGAAGUCAAGAGAUGGGUCAUACGUCAGCAGCUGUCAUGCCUGAGCUCGAGCAGAAGAAAGUGUUUCAGGAGAUGGUGGAUUCCUCUCCUUUUUACAAGCUUGAGAAGCGCAUCGGCUUCGCG
Cryptococcus deneoformans JEC21 is the source of this 2592-nucleotide messenger RNA. Its product is annotated as art-4 protein, putative. The transcript is spliced from 5 exons. The record is from RefSeq and is a predicted model, not a curated record. Gene Ontology annotation, cellular component: preribosome, small subunit precursor. Lineage: Eukaryota; Fungi; Basidiomycota; Tremellomycetes; Tremellales; Cryptococcaceae. The coding region runs from base 54 to 1538 and encodes 494 amino acids. Gene Ontology annotation, molecular function: RNA endonuclease activity. Gene Ontology annotation, biological process: ribosomal small subunit biogenesis; maturation of SSU-rRNA.